Rhipicephalus microplus (southern cattle tick) is the source of this 2220-nucleotide messenger RNA. RefSeq lists its product as uncharacterized. The record is from RefSeq and is a predicted model, not a curated record. NCBI's taxonomy places the organism in Eukaryota, Metazoa, Arthropoda, Arachnida, Ixodida, Ixodidae.
AUGGUAUUCGCGAAAAGUUUUCCGUCCGGCUUUAACAACCAGACCCAAUGCACGAGCAGCGAGGGUCGUAUAUGCGACAUCUUCAAGGACCUUCCCAUCUGGAACCGAUAUUUCUGGCAGGUGGGCCUCGAAAUGAAAGAACAUUAUCCGGGCCAACUGUCGCUCGUCGCAAUCAAGGGCUAUGGUUCGGUUAAGCCGAAAAAAUUGCUCGAGGCUGCUGCAUACCUGCGUGACUUGCUGACGCUUCACCGCUGCGUCGUAUCUUGUGAACUACAUUCCUUCCUUUUGGACAACGACCACCAAAGUGUGUGUGACGCGUUGCGCAGGAGCCCAGGCCUUACAAACUUGAAGUUUUGCGUAGUGCCCAGAGCCACGGACGUGCAGCGGGACAUAAUCUCAACGCUGUCCCAUCUAAAACAGCUCAAACAGCUCGCACUCGGGAAGGUGGAUCUCGACCAUGCUUCGAUAUUGGACCUCGCGGAUUUUCUGAAGAGCACUCGAUCACUGACGACACUGAUCUUGACCCAGUGGUAUCUCCUGUUCGAGGAAGCAUGUGUUAUCAUCCGGGCACUAAAAGAGAACCGGACAAUCGAGACCCUGUCACUACGUACGUGUCUUGGAGGCCACUGUUCGAACCGGUGGGCCAUAGUUUUCGCCGAUUACGUAAGCGAGAACCAGACGCUGCGCACCCUGAGCGUGACAACACACUAUCACGAAUCUUUUAUCGAGGCACAGCUCAUCGUCACUGCAUUGUUCCAUAAUCAGACCAUCUCCGCGCUGAGCCUGAUAGGCUUCACGCUAGAUUUUGGGAGCACCAAGCUCAUCGGUAGUUUGCUAAGCAGGAACCGCAUUCUGAGGCGCUUGCACUUGGUCAAAUGCGCGUGGUAUAGUUCGUGCGACUGUAGUAUCACAUGCGCUGACACGCACUUCAUGGACAGCUUUGACAGUGCGUCCAGCCUGAUUUAUCCCUGGCUGGUGGGCCUCGGUGAAAACAAGGUGUUGGAAGAACUCACCCUUGACCUGUCGUUGUACCAAACUCACGAGUGCAAGUUGUUUUUCGAGACGGUUGCCAACAACCCGUCCCUUAAGGUAACCAUCGAGAAGUUUCGGCACGAAGAUUUGGCCAAGAUACACCAUUUCAUGCGGGAAAGCGGCGCCCAAGACCGCUGCGUCUUGAAGGACAACGUUGUGGUGGACGGACACUGCGACAACCUGUCCCGCGCUGAGUUAGAUACGAAAUUUGACAAUUUCGAGCGGCUCCUCACCACUAUGACUCUAUUUUCUACGAGCACUGGCGUGCAGACGCUGCAGCUGAAGAUCCGCAGUGACCAGUUCCAUGGUGCCGUGGCUUCCCUGAUUACGGACUACAUCGCAGGCACGUCAAUCCUGAGGGAGCUGAGUAUAGAGUUCAUCGGCGCCCAGUCAUUAGUGGUCGACAGGUCCGAGCGGAGGUUGGUGCAAGCGAUGUCUCUCAACAAGAGCAUCCGCAAUCUUACCCUUACAGGUCUUCGUUUCGACGAAACCGAUACUCAGAUACUGGUCGACAUGGUACAUUUAAGCCGGACGCUAUGCGAGUUGUCCUUCUACCCACGCGACUACAAGUCCACCGCCUCGCUGAUCCAGAAGCUGUCACCGAACGUCUCAAGUAACUACAUGCUCCUCCGAAUAGAAUUGCGCAGGUGCCCAGAGCUGAACGACCACCUGUUCACCAUCAAGGAGACCGUGCGUCGCAACUCAUCGCUGGUGACGCGCGCCGCGCACUUCGUCACUGGCAAUAGGAGCAGAUACUGCGGGACAGCCGCCGAAUUAGUGCACGCACACCCGGGACUCGUCGAGAAAGUGCAGGAACUCGCAUCGAUUAGCGAAAGCGAAGCAACUUCGCGCAUCAAGGCCAGCAUGAAGAACUUAUCCGAGAUGGAUGACUUCAUGUGUGUGGUGGGUGUCGUCAGAGAUAGCGUGACUUGCCAGAGGCGUGAAGAUGGUGCGAAGCAGCUGGUGGACGUCAGUCGGGACUGCUGGCUGCACAUACGGCAGUACCUGAAGGUUGCCGACAUAUUGGCUGAAGAGUAGGCGCGACUUGUAUUUGCUACGCCAUGGGGAACUUACCCAGGUUUCUCCCCGGAGGAACUCGCCUCCCUGGGACAAUUUCCGCCGGGGUAUGCGUGCACAAUAGUUUUCAUGUUUUAGUAUGCAAGUGCCGUGAAAAUAAGUGCCUUUGUG